AUGGAUACAUCAACUACCUUUAACGCAAUUGGAGUUCUCGACUUUGACAAAUGGUUGGAACCAAAAAAAUUCAGUUACAAUCCGGCUUCAAUGGGCCCAUUGUCAAUUGAAAUUAGCAUUGACGCGUGUGGUAUCUGUGGUUCAGAUAUCCACGCUGCAGCUGGUGACUGGGGUAGAGCAUAUACUCCUUUAGCUGUCGGUCACGAAAUUAUUGGACGUAUUGUGUCCCUUGGUGAUGAAGUUGACAAGAGUAAAUUUCAUUUAGGCGAUAGAGUCGGUGUUGGCCCAGUUUGCGACUGUUGCCAUGAGUGUAACAGAUGUAAGGACCAUAAGGAGGUUAACUGUAAAAAGGGGGUCUUGACCUACCUAGGUGUUGACCCAAAAACAGGCGUGAAGACUCAAGGUGGUUAUGCGGACCGUAUUCGUGUUGAUUCCCGUUGGGUGUUCAAAAUCCCAGAUGCCCUGGAGUCGAAGCACGCCGCUCCAUUGCUUUGUGGGGGAAUCACAGGUUUUAAGCCUUUGCUUACAGCCAAGGUCGGGAAAGGAACGAAAGUUGGGAUUGUUGGGAUUGGUGGUAUUGGACAUAUGACCAUGUUGUUUGCGAAAGCCUUGGGCGCUGAAGUUACUGCGAUCUCCAGAUCUAACCGUAAAAAGGACGAUGCUUUUGAAUUGGGGGCAAGUGAUUACAUCGCAACGGCCGAGGAGGGAUAUGAACUAAAGAAUGCCGACAGUCUUGAUGUGCUUGUUGUCACAACAUCCUCCUUCUCUGGUAGCAAUUUGGACAAGAUGCUCACGCUUUUAAAACCAGCUGGUAGGAUGAUUUUUAUCACUGCACCUCCAAUGGAUGAAAAACUAACGGUUACACCAAUGACCAUGCUCAUGAAUGAUUAUGUUAUUAGUGGAUCUGCCUCAGGAAGUCCUCACGAGAUCGAAUAUAUGCUGGAAUUUGCCGCAAAACACGACAUCAAACCAUGGGUUGAGACUAUAGAUAUAAGUGAGCCAAACGUCGCCAAAUCUUGGCAGAGAAUGCUUGACGGCGAUGUUAAGUAUCGUUUUGUUUUGACCGGCUAUGAUAAGUGCUUUUGA
This is a messenger RNA of Lachancea fermentati, 1086 nucleotides long. Lineage: Eukaryota; Fungi; Ascomycota; Saccharomycetes; Saccharomycetales; Saccharomycetaceae. The record is from the annotation of a GenBank genome assembly.